AUGCUCCCACCUUUUCUACCUGAUGACGUCAGCGGCCUCAUGCCCGAGUUGCGAGAAUUAGCUGUUCACCAUCGAAGGCCAGAGUCAUUACUGUCGAGGGGUAAUCCGGAUGACCGUGCCAGCGAUUUCAGAAUUUUCGUUCAAGGUACUCUCAAGCGUUACCAGAUGUUCCACAUCAAGGAUGCCGUUGCGACCCACAUAGAAAAAUACAAAUUUCUAAACACCUUGGAGCUUGGCGCGAUAGAACACGCGGCUUACAUGGUAGAAGAUGUCCUUCUCAACAUCGUCGCCAAGGUCCACGACACUGAAAAGGUGAUGUCGUACUGCAAGAUGCUGUUGCGUUCGACGGACCCCGAUGUGAUUCGUCACCGUAAUCUAUACAAGAGGCAAAUCGAAGAGUCACAAGAACAGCACAAAAUCAUGAAGGAAACACAGAAACGUUACUACAAGGAUGCCGCGAACCUCUGGGCCCUAUUAUCAGAGGAGACGAUGCGGUUGCCGCUGGGCGCGUGCCAGAACCCGCCGAAAACGAGCCUGAUGCAGCUGGACAGGCAGAACAGUGAUAGUGGAGACUUCGGUGAUGAGACGGCUCAAAAGAUUGAAACUAUCUUCUUUGGUAUUCUGCUCACGGAAUAUCACAAGGCUCUUGUGAAGAAAGCUACUUUGACCUCAAUGGUUUUGUCUUCCUUAUCAUUGAAUGAAAAAAACAGAUACAAACAAGAUGGAAAUUCUAUGGACUCAAAUACACCAUGUCUUCCCAAAAUUCGAAGCAAGAUUUAA
Messenger RNA from Melampsora larici-populina 98AG31, 780 nucleotides. RefSeq lists its product as uncharacterized. Lineage: Eukaryota; Fungi; Basidiomycota; Pucciniomycetes; Pucciniales; Melampsoraceae. The coding region runs from base 1 to 780 and encodes 259 amino acids. The record is from RefSeq and is a predicted model, not a curated record. The transcript has 3 exons.